GGAGAGCUGCCAGGGCCGCACGCGAGGCCGAACUUUUACCGGUCACUUUUUUCUUUCUUUUUUUUUUUUUCCUUUUUUUCUUCUUUUGCCUCACCUAGUUUUUUUUAAUUUUCAUUAUUUUCCCUUCGUUAGAGCCUUUAUUGGACACCCUGAGUCAUUUCUAAGGAUUAAACUAUCCUCCUGUGCGGGUUAUCUAUAACCUCUCCGACUUUAGAAGUGUGUUUUGUAGAAAAGUCCGGAGUUUGACGGCUCGAAGCUAACUCGCUAACAGGACGGGAAAAGUGACGUCAUCGAAGGGAAACUUUACCUCAGAUUAAAUCUGUCUGAGGACCGAUCGAGGGGUUUUAUUUUACUUUAUGAAGUUUUUUGGGCUCAAAAGGAGAACUUCUGUGAGAAACUUUAAUCCUGGCUCUCAGAACAGCCGGUGAUUAGCAUGCUAAACAGGUGCGGCUAGUCAGGACACCAGGGCUCGGGAUUUAUUACUUUCUGUUGUUGUUGUUUUUAAACUGGGAUUUAAAUCUUCUUUUCCUUAAGUGGUGCUAAGAGCUGAUUGGCCGGCGGUUGCCAUGGCGUCUUCGGUGAAGGUGGCGGUUCGCGUGCGGCCCUUCAACAACCGUGAGACAAACCGUGCAGCGAAGUGUGUGAUCCAGAUGCAGGACAAGUCCACCUGCAUCGUUAACCCCAAACAGCCCAAAGACACGCCCAAGAGCUUCACGUUCGAUUACUCCUACUGGUCACACAGCACAGAGGAGGACCCGUGCUUUGCAUCUCAGAGGCAGGUGUAUUUGGACAUCGGAGAGGAAAUGCUGCUUCACGCGUUCGAAGGCUACAACGUCUGCAUAUUUGCAUACGGCCAAACCGGAGCGGGAAAAUCCUACACCAUGAUGGGCAAGCAGGAGCCCGAGCAGCAGGGCAUCAUCCCACAGCUCUGUGAAGACUUGUUCAAACGAACCGCAGAAAACAGCGACCCUGACCUGUCCUACUCAGUGGAGGUGUCGUAUAUGGAGAUUUACUGUGAGCGCGUGAGGGACUUGCUGAACCCUAAGUGUAGAGGCCCUCUGAGGGUCAGAGAGCACCCCAUCAUGGGGCCAUAUGUAGAGGACCUGUCCAAGAUGGCAGUCACCUGUUACAGCGACAUCGCUGAUCUGAUGGACUGCGGCAACAAGGCCCGGACGGUGGCUGCGACCAACAUGAACGAGACGAGCAGCCGCUCUCAUGCCGUCUUCACCAUUCUGUUUACACAAAGACGCCACGACCAGAUGACCAACCUCAACACAGAGAAGGUGAGUAAAAUCAGCCUGGUCGACCUGGCAGGAAGUGAAAGAGCCGAUUCAUCCGGGGCAAAGGGCAUGAGGUUAAAGGAAGGUGCAAACAUAAACAAAUCUCUCACUACACUGGGCAAGGUCAUCUCAGCACUGGCGGAUAUGCAAAACACCAAAAAGAGGAAGUCUGACUUCAUCCCUUACAGAGACUCAGUGCUCACCUGGCUACUGAGAGAGAACCUGGGGGGGAAUUCUCGUACAGCCAUGAUCGCUGCUCUGAGUCCGGCAGACAUCAACUACGAGGAAACCCUCAGUACACUCAGGUAUGCGGACCGAGCCAAGCAGAUCCGCUGUAACGCUGUUAUUAAUGAAGACCCGAACGCUCGUCUGGUCCGAGAACUCAAAGAGGAAGUGUCGCGACUCAAAGAGCUGUUGCUGGCUCAGGGCCUCAGUGACCUCAUACCUGUGGCAGGUAACACACACAUAUGUACAUACACACACACACACACACACACACACACACACACGCUCAAUAAUAAUAUUAAUAAUAAUAAUAAUGAACACUCCUCAGGGUCUCCUGCAGGGGGCGCUCCAGUCGUAUCCCAGCAGCCUCCUGUCACUGAUGCCCAGAUCCCCCAGAUUACUCAGAUUACCCAUGAUGCACCGAUGGAGGAACUGAUCCCCACCAGCCCUGUAAAACCCAUUAGCAAAGAGGAGGCUGUGGAGAGACUGAAGGAGACAGAGAAGAUUAUAGCAGAGCUGAAUGAGACAUGGGAAGACAAACUGCGCAAAACCGAAGCCAUACGGUUAGAGAGGGAGGCCCUGCUGGCAGAGAUGGGAGUGUCCAUUAAAGAAGACGGAGGGACAGUCGGUGUCUUUUCUCCUAAAAGAACUCCACAUUUAGUGAACUUAAAUGAAGAUCCUUUGAUGUCAGAGUGCCUGCUGUAUUACAUUAAAGAUGGAAUAACCAGGGUCGGACAGGAGGACGUAGAUAUUCGUCUGAGUGGACAAUUUAUUAAAGAACUGCACUGUGUGUUCUGCAGUGAAGUGGAAGAAAAUGGCGAAGUGGUCGUGACUCUGGAGCCGUUACCCGGAGCAGAAACGUAUGUAAACGGCAAACAGAUCACAGAAGGAGUCGUGCUCAAACAAGGUAACCGAAUCGUAAUGGGGAAGAACCACGUGUUUCGUUUUAACCAUCCUGAGCAGGCAAGGUUGGAAAGAGAGCGCAGUGCCACUCAGGACCAGCAGGGGGAGCAGGUGGACUGGAGUUACGCACAGAAAGAGCUGCUGGAGAAACAAGGCAUCGAUAUAAAACAGGAGAUGGAAAGGAGGCUGCAGGAUUUGGAGAAUCAGUAUCGUAAAGAAAAAGAGGAGGCUGACCAACUGCUGGAACAGCAAAGACUGUAUGCAGACUCAGACAGCGGUGAUGACUCAGAUAAACGGUCCUGUGAGGAGAGCUGGAGACUCAUCUCAUCUCUCCGAGAGAAACUGCCAGCCAACAAGGUGCAGUCCAUAGUGAAGAAGUGCGGUUUGCCAAGCAGCGGGAAACGCCGUGAGCCCCUGCGUGUGUAUCAGAUUCCUCAGAGACGGCGUCUUCCUGCCAACCUCGAGUCCAAACAGCACCCGAGUGUGGAGGAGCUGCGCACACAGGCUGUGAAGGAGAUCUGCUACGAGGUGGCCCUUGGAGAUUUCCGCCACACCCGCCAGGAGAUCGAGGCUCUAUCCAUCGUGCGCAUGAAGGAGCUGUGCAGGACGUACGCGCAGAGAGACCCUCAGGAGAGGGACAGCUGGAGGAGCGUCGCCAGGGACGUGUGCAACACGGUGGGCAUCGGGGAGGACGAGACCGAGACGGAGGAGAAACCUGCCGGAGGGAGGGACAGAGAGAGAGGGCGGGGACCGGAGGGAGGUAGGACGGACAUGGGGGACCUGAAAGCGCACAUCGAUAAGCUGACGGACAUUCUGCAGGAGGUGAAGCUGCAGAACAACAUGAAGGAUGAAGAGAUCAAAGCACUCAGGGACAGGAUGGUCAAGAUGGAGAGCAUAUUUCCUGUAGAGCUGCAGGGAGAUGAAGAUUCCAUGCCGGACACGGGCGGAGCGAGAUCCGAAGAGGCGACGGAGCAGGCUGGAUGGCGCGGUGAGGAGGACGGCGGGUACCGUCGAGGUCGUCACAGAUGGCAGUAUCCCGAUAGGUAUCAGGACGUCAAGCGUCGCCGUGGGAACGGCGCUUCUUCCAAUCCCCAAACAGGGCGGGCUCAGAAUAAUCCCUUCGGUGGUGGCGGCGGCAGUGGCGGGGGAUCGGGACGCAUCCCGAACACUUUCACCACACCUCAAACGGGGCGCAUCCCAAACGGACCGUUUCUACCCGGGACGGGACGCUUCCUGCCCCCUUUAGAGCGGAAGUUGCAGUUUCCUUUUAAGGGAAAUCCUCAGCACCGGGGCUUCCACUGGGGGCCUUCACCCACCCCAAGAGAACCAGACACGCAGGAAGAAAAGGAUUCCACUUCCUCUUCGUCCUCUGUGCACACAUUUCAAUCCCCGCCUUCUCCGAAUAAAGGCCAAUGGCAGCGCCGUAACCACGGAAACAGAGGACGAGGCAACCGGAACCGAUCUCGCAACCGGGGGCGGAACCCGUUCGACGGAUUUAUUCAGAACCAACACGAAAACGACAGAGAGUGCGACGACGGUGCGGGGUCACACCCGCGGCCCAAGUACAUCUGGUAUAACCUGAACGUGGGCCCGGGUCAGGAUGGAGUCCAACAGAACCAGACCCAGCAGAGCAAGCAAGGGUUCCAGAAACAGCAGAACCAGUACUACUACGUUCCGCCCCAGCUUCAACCAGCACCGACUGAGAAGAUCCACAACUGGGAGAGUUCUAAUCCUGCAAGUGCCCCGCCCACUAAGCAUGACAUCACCAGCCCUAUGGAGACCUGAGUGAAACAGGAAGUGAUGUGGAGGAAUCAGUAAUGUUGAAAGAACGAGGGGAGGAAGAAGAAAGUGUUCAGCUGGAUAAUUUUUUGGUGGGUUUGUGAUCAUUUUUGCAGUGGAGACUUUUUUUUUGGUUUGUUUUUUAAGAAACAAAAAACAAAUGCUGGAAGCGAUUAUUGAUCACACUUCUUUUUUUUAUUAUUACUAAUUAGUUUUAAUAUUUUUUUGGGGAAAACACACUACACCACACUUAUCACUGCACGCCAUGAGCUUGAACGAACGGUUUGCGUAUCAGUGCAAUGACCUUCGUGUUUUUACACGCAAACCGCGUCUAAUGGAUGUUUUUUUGUUUUUCUCCCCCAACUUGAGAAUCACGCUUCAGGCGCGGUGCCUUAUGACGCCUACAAUCCUUUAAACUUUUUAUACACACCGUCUUUAUGAUCUGUGCAUUGCCCAUAUGAGUGUGUGUGUGUGUGUAUAGAUUUUAGAAACAGGAUGUGUGAAAAUCAUGUUAACGUACAUGGGAGAGUGAGUGAGAGAGAGAGAGAGAGAGAGAGAGAAUGCCACACCACAGGAAACAAGAGUGCCUAGUGACGCACAGUGCAGUUGUUUUGAGGAUUUUUAUGGAUUUUGUAUAUUUGGGAAACGGCUGCUGCAUAUCGUUAACAAACACAAACCUUCUACCUUACUUUGUGUGAUGGAGUGAGUUUUGUGCCAAAAAACUUACGGAAUAGUUAAAACUUUAUUUUUACAUCAUUAUUAUUUGCAGCUGUAUUUUUUUUCUUCUCAGGAAGAAGACGGCCAUCUUUAAUGUCUGUUGAAUCAAACAUCCUGAGCCACGUCCUUCCAACAAGGCUUUGUCUCACACUAUACGCUUGACUCCGCCCCUCUUUCUAUGCACAUGUAGAACACCUGUCUCUGCAUUUUUGUUUAAUCGCUACACACAGGCAAAAAUACACCUUUUGAGACGCGUUCAAAAUCUGUUUGUGCACUUCCUGUUUUUUAAAUGGGCAUAGCUUACCAUAAUUCAGUUGUCUGCUCCCCCCCCCCCCAUCCCUCCUACUUGAGAUGAGAGUUUAGCAUUUUUGCCACAAAAUUCACUCUGUUUAGUGCCUGCUGAGGAAAAACAAACUUACCAAAGAGGUUUUAAGGUCAUCAGUUCAAUUGAUGGCAUGGUCAUUCCCAUACUGUGGAGGAUGCCACGCCCAAAUCUCUAGUUCUUUAAGUUUCCUCUAACUUUUUCUUUUUUCAUUCUUUCUGCUUGAAUGUUUUCCUUUUUUUCUGUUUAGUAGUGUAUGACUUUUCAUAACAAACCCUUUAUCUUUAUUUAACUCUUAUUGUAGAGAAGAUUUUUAACCUGUGGCUUUCUGGCUACAUGCAAGACAAACCCAUGAUUAUGAUAUGCAACAUAAAAGUUUGACAAUUAAAGGACUCGUAUGUUACCUGA
This is a messenger RNA of Clarias gariepinus (North African catfish), 5634 nucleotides long. RefSeq names its product kinesin family member 1C (gene kif1ca). NCBI's taxonomy places the organism in Eukaryota, Metazoa, Chordata, Actinopteri, Siluriformes, Clariidae. The transcript has 23 exons. Bases 567 to 4193 code for a protein of 1208 amino acids. The record is from RefSeq and is a predicted model, not a curated record. Gene Ontology annotation, molecular function: microtubule binding; ATP binding; microtubule motor activity. Gene Ontology annotation, biological process: microtubule-based movement.